Messenger RNA from Acanthosepion pharaonis, 639 nucleotides. NCBI's taxonomy places the organism in Eukaryota, Metazoa, Mollusca, Cephalopoda, Sepiida, Sepiidae. The record is from the annotation of a GenBank genome assembly.
AUGCCUAUCUAUCUAUCUAUCUAUCUAUCUAUCUAUCUAUCUAUCUAUGUCUUUUAUUCAUGUCUAUCUAUCAAUCUAUCUACCUCUCCAAGUUUGUUCACAUAUUUAUCGAUCUAUCUAUCUAUCACUUUCCUUAUAUCUAUCUCAGUCUGGUCAAAUCUGCCUAUUUAUCUAUCUAUCAAUCGAUCUCACUUUAUUCGUAUCUAUCAAUCUAUCUACCUUUCAAAGUUUGUUUACAUCUAUCUAUCUAUCUAUCUCACUUUCUUUAUAUCUAUCUCAGUCUGCUCAUAUCUGUCUAUCGAUCUAUCUCAGUUUAUUUAUAUCUAUCAAUCUAUCUACCUCUCAAAGUUUGUUAACAUCUAUCUAUCUCACUUUCUUUAUAUCUAUCUCAGUCUGCUUAUAUCUAUCUAUCUAUCUAUCGAUCUAUCUCAGUUUAUUCAUAUCUAUCUAUCGAUCUGUACACCUCUCCAAGUUUGUUCACAUCUAUCCCUCUCACUUUCCUUAUAUCUAUCUCAGUCUGGACAUAUCUAUCUAUCUAUCGAUCGAUCUAUCUAUCUCAGUUUAUUCAUAUCUAUCUAUCGAUCUAAUUCUCUACCUCUCCAAGUUUGUUCACAUCUAUCUAUUUAUCUAUCUAUUUAG